AUGAGUUCCUUUUCCUCUCUCCCUACAGGUAAUCGCAGUGUCUGGGCUAUCAUUCCUGAGGAGAGGGACAAACAUGACAAGCAGUUUGACACACUCUCCCCCACCCUCGGCUUUGUAUCAGGAGAUCAGGCACGAACGUUCUUCAUCCAGUCUGGCCUGCCCUCGUCUGUGCUCGCCGAAAUAUGGGCUCUGGCAGACAUGAACAAGGAUGGGAAGAUGGACCGGCUGGAGUUCUCCAUUGCCAUGAAGCUGAUAAAGCUGAAGCUGCAGGGCCAAAGCCUUCCCACCGUGCUCCCCAUCAUCAUGAAGCAGCCCCCUGUGCCUGCACCACUGCCCAUGGCAACUUCCUCAGCCCGCUUUGGGAUGGGAUCCAUGCCAAACCUAUCCAUCAUGCCCACCGUGCCUAUCCUGGCGCCCAUGCCCAUGACUACCUCCAUGACGUCGAUGAGCUCGAUGGGCACCAUGGGGCCCCUGAUGCCCACUGGGCUACCCAUGCCCCUCCUGCCAUCCCUCAGCACCCUAACCCAGCCGAACGGGCCGACCACCAUCUUGCAACCCACCCCUGUUGCCAUAACCUCUACUCUCCCUCUGUCCAACUCCUUCUCUUCCUCGACUCUUGGGUUUGGAGGAACAAGCAUGACCAAAACUCAGUCCCUGCUGGACCUUGGGUCAAGCAGUUCCAACUCUUCCUCCACCACCUCCCUGGCCAGCAACUCUCCAAAAGUGGGCUCCUCGGACUGGACAGUGCCGCAGUCUUCCCGGCUGAAAUACCGACAGCAGUUCAAUGGGCUUGAUAAAAACAUGACCGGGUACCUCUCAGGUUCUCAGGUGAAGAAUGCUCUGGUUACAACAAACCUGACUCAGACACAGCUGGCUACCAUAUGGAGCCUGGCGGACGUGGACAAAGACGGGCAGCUGAAGGCAGAUGAAUUCAUCCUGGCCAUGCACCUGGUGGACAUGGCCAAAACCGGCCAGCCACUACCCUUGACGUUACCUGCUGACCUGGUGCCCCCCUCUCUCAGAGGUGGGAAGUCUGGUGAUUCUGUGAAUGGUACAGUGCCACCCCUCUUUGUUGGAAUCCCAGAGGAACUGGAAGCAGAGCCCCCACAGAAGACCAAGUCCAAUGUAUCGUUUGAGGACAAGCUGAAGGAAAACUUUCAGCGAGGGAAUGCUGAACUGGAGAAGCGUCGGCAGGUUCUCCAGGAACAGCAGCGCAGGGAGGAGGAGCGGCGCAUGCAGAAAGCUCGGGAGGAACAGGAGCGGAGAGACAGGGAGGCCCAUGAGCAGGAGAUGAAGAGGAAGGCAGAGGAGGCGCGGAGGUUGGAGCGUCAGCGUGAGAUGGAGAGGCAAAAGGAGGAGGAGCGACUGAAGGAGCUGGAGAGAAAAGAGGCAACCAAGUUGGAGCUGGAGAGGCAGAGGAAACUGGAGUGGGAGCAGAGAAAAAGGCAGGAGCUGCUGAAGCAGAAGAGCCAGGAGCAGGAGGAGAUCACCCAGCUGAAAGCCAAAAAGAAGAGCCUGGAGCUAGAGCUGGAGGCUGUGGGAGACAAGCACAAGCAGAUCUCGGACAGGCUCCGAGAUGCCCAGAGCAAGAGGAAGGUCCAGAAGAGUGAACUGGAUCUGGUCAAUCAGAGCCGGGACAUUCGCAUCCUGGAAAUCAACAGCCUGCAGAAGCAGUUUGAGGAUACUCAGAAGCAGCUGUCUCAGUUGGUCCCUGAGCAACAGAGGCUUAGCGAGAGACUACGUAAUCUGAGUCUGAACAAUUUACCCUCCAUGACGCAUAACUCUGUGAAGAACAACACCUCAGAGAAGGAGCUGACCUGCAGGAAACUGAAGGAGCAGCUGGACGCUCUUGAAAAGGAGACAUCGGCCAAGCUCUUGGAGAUGGAUCAGUACCACAAGGACCUGAAGGAGCUCAGGGAGAGUCAGAGCAAACAGCAGGCCACCCUCAAUAAGCUCAGCAAGGUCAAAGAGGAGAAAUUUCAGGAGAUCCACCGGCGAAGGGAGGAGGAGCUGGAGAGGAAGAGGAAGGAGGAAGAGGAAGCUGUCAGGAAAGCCAAGCUGGAGAAGGAACGUCAAUGGAAGGAGAAGUUAAAGAAGGAUGAGGAAGAGCGCCAGAGAAGGCAGCAGGAGGAACGUGAGGCCAAGCAGAGAGAGGAGGAGGCACGAGAGGCCCAGGCACGCCUCCAGGCUGCCCUGGCACAGGCAGAGCAGGAGCGCAGAUUGGCGGAAGAGGAACAACAAAGGAAGGAGGAGGCAAGGCGUAGAGAAGAGGAGAGGAGGAGGGAGGAAGAAAGGAGGGCAGAGGAGCGGAGGAAGCAGGAGGAGAAGAGGCUGGCAGAGGAGAGGCAGCAGGAGGAGCGUAGGAAGGCAGAGGAGGAAAGGAGGAGGCUAGAGCUAGAGAGGAAGAAGCUAGAAGAGGAGAGGAAAAAGCUAGAAGAGGAGCGGCGGCGGGAGGAGCAGAGGAGGCAAGAGAGAGAGGAGGAGGAGAGGCGGAGGCAACGUGCGCAGGAGGCCGCCAUUCGUGACGCUGAAGAGCGGAAGAGACAGGAGGAGAGAAAGAAACGGGAGGAGGACAGGCGAAGACAGGAGGAAGAGAGAAAGAAAAGGGAUGAGGAAAGGCGGAGACAGGAAGAGGAGAAGCGGCGAUCUCAGGAAGAGGAAAGGAGGACACUGGAAGAAGAGAGAAGACACCAAGAAGAGAUUAGGAAACGGGAGGAGGAAAGGGAGAGACAGGAGCAGAACAGGAAACAAGAAGAGGAGAGGAAGAGAAAGCAGCAGGGAGAGGAAGCUGCCAGGCAGCAGAAUGUUCAAAAACAACAGCAGCAAACCAGUGCCAAAGUAGAAAUUCAUGAAAAGCUCUCUGCCAUUUUCAAUCGCCUAGAGGAUCGAAAAGCCGGUCUGCGACCCGUCACAUUGGCGCACAGGAAGUCUGCAGCUCUGACCACCUACAGAGCUCUCUACCCUUUUGUAGCCAGAAACACUGAUGAGCUAACCUUCGAGGCUGACGACCUGAUAGAGGUGGAUGAGAUGACUGAGGGAGAGCCAGGAUGGCUGUAUGGAAGUCGUCAUGGAAAGAUGGGCUGGUUCCCUGCGAGCUAUGUGGAGCAACAGGCCAAACCAGAAACCUCACCUAACAUCAAACCUCCGACAGUGCCAGCCACAGAGUCCUCCAGUAAAUUGGAAACAGGGGGAAGUGACACCCCCACAAGGCAUAGUGUCCCCAGCAGUGUGGGACAGAAUUCUGCCUUCACCCCCACCCCCACCCCAGCCACCGCAGAGCAUGGACAGGUUGUGGGGAACGUCCGGGCCCAAGCACUGUGCUCCUGGACGGCCAAGACAGACAGUCACCUAAAUUUCUCCAAGGAUGACAUUGUCACGGUGCUGGAGCAGCAGGAAAACUGGUGGCUGGGGGAACUCAACGGAGUUCAGGGCUGGUUCCCCAAAACUUACGUAACACUGAUAACCGGAAGUGAUUCCAGUGCAGAGCCGUUGUAUUCCAGUGUAGAUGGAUUGGACACAGCAGAGACUCGCCUGCAAGAAGAGUAUGUGGCCCUGUACACCUAUAACAGCCCGGAGCCUGGUGACCUGACCUUCAAUGAGGGGGAUACCAUCCUGGUGGCGGAGAGAGUGGGAGAGUGGUGGAGGGGCAGUAUUGGGGAGAGGAGCGGACUCUUCCCCUCCAACUAUGUCAAGCCAAAGGAGGCUGAUGCCUCCAGCAAUACUGGCCAGGUUGGAACUCUCAGCAAAAAGCCCGAGAUUGCCCAGGUCACUGCUGCCUACACCGCCAAGGAUGCCGAUAAGCUCAGCCUCAGUCCUGGACAGGUCAUUCUCAUUAUCGCCAAGGACCCCACUGGCUGGUGGCAGGGGGAACUGCAGGUGAGGGGUAAAAGGCGUCAGAAGGGAUGGUUCCCAGCCUCUCACGUCAAAGUCUUAGGCGCCAACAGUGGAAAGUCAACACCAGCAUCUAUCCCGAUCUGCCAAGUCAUUGCCAUGUACGACUACAAGGCAGCCACUGAAGAAGAGAUGAGCUUCUCCAAGGGUCAGCUGAUUAAUGUGCUGGAGAAGGAUGAUGCUGAUUGGUGGAAAGGAGAGCUCAAUGGUGUGACUGGACUAUUCCCCACCAACUACAUCAAGAUGACCACAGAGUCUGACCCAAGCCAGCAGUGGUGUGCUGACCUAUUGAGCCUGGACACCAUGAGUCCACUGGAGCGGAAGAGGCAGGGCUACAUCCACGAGCUGAUCGAGACAGAGGAGCGCUACAUGGAAGACCUGCAGCUGGUAUUGGAGGUGUUUUAUAAACCCAUGGCUGAGUCGGGUCGUCUGACCGAGGUCGAGCUAAAUAUGAUAUUUGUGAACUGGAAGGAGCUCAUUACCACCAACAUCAAACUGCACAAAGCCCUGCGGGUGAGGAAGAAGACUGGUGGUGAGAAAAUGCCUGUGCAGAUGAUUGGAGAUAUCCUGGCCUCUGAGCUCUCCCACAUGCAGGCAUACAUCCGCUUCUGUAGCUGCCAGCUCAAUGGCGCCGCCCUGCUACAGUUCAAGACCGACCAGGAGCCAGACUUCAAGGACUUUCUCAAGAAAAUUGCCACAGAUCACCGAUGCAAAGGCAUGCCGCUGUCCAGCUUCCUGCUCAAACCCAUGCAAAGGAUCACCCGCUACCCUCUCCUCAUCAAGAAUAUCCUGGAGUGCACCCCCGAGACAAACAUAGACAAUAGACAGCUGAGGGAGGCCCUGGAGAGUGCCGAAGAGCUCUGCUCGCAGGUCAAUGAGGGUGUGCGAGAAAAGGAGAAUUCAGACCGACUGGAGUGGAUCCAGGCUCACAUGCAAUGUGAGGGCGUGAUCGAGCAUCUCAUUUUCAACUCCCUGACCAACUGCCUUGGUCCUCGUAAGCUGCUUCACAGUGGGAGGUUGUACAAGACCAAGAGUAACAAGGAGCUGUAUGCCUUCCUGUUCAACGACUUCCUGCUGCUCACCCACACUGUCAAGCAAUUCUCCUCGUCAGGGAGCGACAAACUCUUCAGCCCCAAGUCCAACUCACAGUUCAAGGUGUACAAGACACCUGUGUUCCUGAACGAGGUCCUCGUCAAGAUGCCCUCUGACCCCUCAAGCGAUGAGCCUGUCUUUCACAUCUCUCACAUUGACCGUGUUUACACCCUCAAGACAGAAAACAUCAACGAGAGGACGGCCUGGGUCCAGAAGAUCAAAACCGCGUCUGAGCACUUCAUCGACACAGAGAAGAAGAAGCGAGAAAAAGCAUAUCAAGCACGCUCUCUGAAGGCCAGUGGAAUUGGGCGCCUCCUGGUCACUAUAUUGGAAGCCACAGAACUGAAGUCCUCCAAACCCAAUGGGAAAAGUAACCCGUACUGUGAGGUGACCAUGGGCGCACAGUGCUACACCUCCCGUACUCUCAACGACACGCUCAACCCCAAGUGGAACUUCAACUGCCAGUUCUUCAUAAAGGACAUAUACCAGGAUGUCCUGUGCAUCACCGUUUUUGAGAGGGAUCAGUACUCUCCUGAUGACUUUUUGGGUCGCACAGAGGUUCCCGUGGCGACCAUCAAAAAGGAGCUGGAGAACAAGGGCCCUGCGAACCGGCGGCUGCUUCUGCAUGAAGUUCCAACAGGGGAGGUUUGGGUGCGGCUAGACCUGCAGCUGUAUGAUCAGAAAACGCACAAGUGAGGAACUGCAGUGUCCACACGUCCAUCUCCUGCCUGCUGAAAAUGUGGCUUCCCAAGGGUUACCCCCCCUCCCCCCACCAUGCCCUGGAAAUCCAUCAAAUACUGUGGAGCAUAUCAUUAGCUGACAAUGCUGCCAAACUGGUCCAAUCAUGGGAGGACUGCGCACUAGUGAUUGUUCUUCAUUGCUUCCGUCUCCAACCCAGCUACUGUGAUGAUGCCAACUGCUGUUGUAUAUGGUGGCCAUACAGUAAUAGAAAGGGUAUACUGUAUAUUUUGGAAACCAUCAUUAUUUAAUGAUUUUCUUAUCCAUACAUUUUGAGAAGAUUCUUGAAUGUUGUAAUGUACACCUGAAAGAGACUAGAGGACAUCAAAUUCUUUAACCACAAUUGUUGUUUAUCACUGGAUAUGGGAAUAGCUCAGGAUCCCUCAGCCAAUCCCCUCCCCUCCCCAUGCACGCACGCACGUACACACGCGUAUGCAUAUACAUAUACAUACACAUAAACUCGGGCUGUUUUCCUCCUUCGUUUGAAAUCAACAUCUCCUUCUUUUAUUGUGAUCUGCACUGCCUAAUUUUCCAAAUAGUAUGAAUCUUUUUCCAAUCUUUUAUUGCAUAAGUGACAUAGAACUUUAAUGCGUGCAUGCAUGAAUGUAUGUACUUUUGGGUUGUUUUCAACAUGUUUUGACUGUGCUGCCCACUGAUUUAUUGUGUACUUAAAGCUAAUACCAACAAAGUCUUUUGGCUGCUUUCUCUUGAGAAAAGAAAGUCUGAUUUUUCAAGAUAAAUUAUGAUAAACUGAAGACAAAAAAUGGUUCACAGUGACUCGAUAUGUUUCAUCAAUAUUAAACUGUCUUCAUGCUUCGAGGCAGAAUUUUAUUUAUUUUAAUUUAUAUUUUGGUGUAUGUGUGGUCUGUGUAAUACUAAGAAAUAGAAUAUUUGAUUCCUGGACUUAAAUUGUAAGUAAUAUAAUCGCAACAUUUUGUUCACAAAUACAAAUUAUGAAUAACUGAAUGUUGGCCAAAUUUACUGUUUCCAUUUAUAUAUAAUGUAGUUGCAAGCAAUUAGAACCGCAGUUCUGUUGUACCAAAAUUGCAAUUUCCCUGAAUUAAAAUAAUAAAGAAGUGUUACGUUUU
Messenger RNA from Conger conger (European conger), 6809 nucleotides. It is a transcript of the gene itsn2b, whose product is annotated as intersectin 2b. Gene Ontology annotation, molecular function: protein binding; guanyl-nucleotide exchange factor activity; calcium ion binding. Gene Ontology annotation, biological process: positive regulation of Rho protein signal transduction; intracellular signal transduction. NCBI's taxonomy places the organism in Eukaryota, Metazoa, Chordata, Actinopteri, Anguilliformes, Congridae. The coding region runs from base 1 to 5679 and encodes 1892 amino acids. The record is from RefSeq and is a predicted model, not a curated record. The transcript is spliced from 37 exons.